This is a messenger RNA of Megalops cyprinoides (Indo-Pacific tarpon), 10120 nucleotides long. It is a transcript of the gene col6a4a, whose product is annotated as collagen, type VI, alpha 4a. Gene Ontology annotation, molecular function: extracellular matrix structural constituent conferring tensile strength; serine-type endopeptidase inhibitor activity. Bases 155 to 8554 code for a protein of 2799 amino acids. The transcript is spliced from 43 exons. NCBI's taxonomy places the organism in Eukaryota, Metazoa, Chordata, Actinopteri, Elopiformes, Megalopidae. Gene Ontology annotation, biological process: extracellular matrix organization. The record is from RefSeq and is a predicted model, not a curated record.
GGUCUGGCAACUACAGCAGAGGCAGAUACGGCUUCAAAACCCGUAGAAGGAGUCCUCCGCGAGCGCACCAGCAACAUAGUGACACGGUCAAAUGAAUAUCUGAGGGAUACACCUGACCACCUGUAGGAAAAGUAACUUCAGAUCAGCUGGCAACAUGGGGCUGAUGGGGACACUUAUGGCUGUCCUCACCAUCACAUCAUGUUUUGUCGCCAGUGGUGCCCAGAAAACAGUGUGUACCACAGAGGCUGUGGCUGACAUUGUGUUCCUGGUGGACGGGUCCUGGAGCAUUGGGUCGGAGAAUUUCCAGCAGGUCCGGACCUUCCUCGUCUCAUUGGUGGACAGCUUCGAUGUGGGUCAAGACCAGGUCCGGAUUGGCAUGGUCCAGUAUAGCACUAGCCCCCACACCGAAUUCCACUUGAAUACCUACAACAACAAAGAGAGGAUUCUGAAGCACAUCCAAGACAUGCCCUACAGAGGCGGUGGCACCAAGACUGGACUGGGCCUCGAGUUCAUGCUCGCUGAACACUUUGUGGACCAGGCAGGCAGCCGGGCCAGCAAGGGGGUCCCGCAGUACGCAGUGGUCAUAACAGACGGUCAGUCCCAGGACAACGUAAAGCAGCAAGCAGAGGCGGUGAAGAGGCGUGGCAUCACGCUGUACGCCAUCGGCAUCAAGGAUGCUGUGCUGGAUGAGCUGCAGGAGAUUGCCAGUGACCCUGAUGAAAAGCAUGUCUACAGUGUGUCAGAUUUUGCAGCGCUUCAAAGUGUCUCCCAGAGUGUCAUCCAGGUGCUCUGCACCACUGUGGGGGAAGCCAAUCGCCAGGUCAUCCAGGUGUCCCAGGAGUGCAGAAAUGCCACAGUGGCAGACAUUGUGUUUCUCGUGGACGGCUCCUCAAGCAUUGGCCCUGAGAACUUCCAGGAAAUGAGGAAUUUUCUCAGAGCCUUUGUAGAUGGCUUAGAUGUUGGGAGUAACAGGGUGAGAGUGGGGCUGGCUCAAUUCAGCAACGAGCCGUACCAGGAGUUCCUGCUGGGGGAGCACACAGAGAAGAGGGUCCUCUUGGAGCAGAUAGACAAUUUGGUAUAUAGGACUGGGGGCACCUACACAGGCAAGGCACUCAGCUUCCUCAAGUCGACUUACUUUACUGAUGCCGGGGGCAGCCGGGCAAACCAGAAUGUCCCACAGAUCGCCGUGGUGAUCACCGAUGGCAACUCCUCAGACAAUGUCACGAUGCCUGCCCGGGAGCUCAGGAGGCAGGGUGUUGUGAUCUUUGCCAUCUGCAUUGGGACUGCGGACAGCAAUGAGCUCAAGCAGAUCGCCAACAGUCCGCAUGAGCAUUUCCUGGUCAGCAUCGACAACUACCAGGCCCUGCAGAAGUUGACAGAGAGUUUACUGCGGACCGUGUGUGUCUCUGUGGAAACACAAAUACAAGCCUUAGCCCCAAGAUUUGCUGAUGUGUUCGUCCUGGUGGACAGCUCAGCGCAGUCGGAGAUUUCACAGGUGAAGAACAUCCUGAUCCGACUAGUCAACCAGCUCAAUGUUGGCAUUGAUGCACACCGGAUUGGCCUGGCACAGUUCAGCUCUGACACCAAAGUGGAGUUCCUGCUCAACAGGUACCAGACCAAGGAGGAGGUCCUGGCCCAUCUGAGGACCCAGCUCCGGCUGCGACCUGGGAGAGACCGCCAGCUCGGCCGGGCCCUGGAGAACGCCCGUAUGAAUUUCUUCACCACAGCCGCAGGCAGCCGCAUUGACGAGGGCUUCCAGCAGUUCCUUGUGGUCAUCACUGCUGGGCAGUCACAGGACAGUGUUAUGAGGGCCUCACACCUUACCAGGGCUGAGGGUAUAACAGUUAUUUCUAUCGGGCUUCCCCGAGCCAACAGGCAGGAGCUACAGCAAGUCGCCACGUUGCCCUAUGUAUACCAGACGUCAACGCAAGGUAUCGGAGGGAUACCUCAGGAGGUGAAAGGGGUCAUCGAAUCCAAGCAAGCUUAUCUGGGGCUGGCCACAGGCCCUUCAGAUUGCAGGUCUGCCAGUAUGGCUGACAUCGUCUUCAUUGUGGAUGAAUCUGGUAGCAUCCAGGCCAGUAACUUCAAUCUGGUGCGCACAUUCAUUCAUCGCAUAGUAGACGGCUUAGAUGUUAGCCCGAAGAAAGUGAGAGUGGGGAUUGUCCUCUACAGCGACUCCCCCGAGGCAAAGGUCUACUUGAACUCUUUUGAGGAGAAGGGUGAAUUGCUGCAGUUCAUAAAAAUUCUGCCAUAUCGAGGGGGUGGGACUCGGACCGGUGCCGCCUUGAACUUCACCCGUGAGAACGUGUUCACAAAGAAUGCAGGGAGCCGGCAGGACAAGGGUGUGCAGCAGGUGGCUAUUGUCAUCACAGAUGGGAAGUCCCAGGAUGAAGUGGAGAUUGCGGCGGCAGCCCUGCGCCGCUCAGGGGUGACCAUUUACGCUCUUGGGGUGAAGGACGCUGACCACAGCGAGCUGGUACAGAUCGCCUCCUAUCCCCCAAGAAAGCACGUCUUCACUGUAGACAGCUUUGCCAAAUUGAAUACCCUGGAGAAAAGCCUCCAGAAGCUGCUGUGUUACAACAUCAUCCGAACAGCCUUCUCAGUCCCUGUUAGGAGACUGAAUCUAAAAAAAGGAUGUGUUCAAACGGAGGAAGCUGAUAUCUACUUUCUGAUUGAUCAUUCUGGGAGCAUCUAUCCGCGUGACUUCCAAGACAUGAAGAAGUUCAUCCUGGAGUUUAUACAAAUGUUCAGGAUUGGGCCUCAUCAGGUUCGGGUAGGAGUGGUGAAAUUUGCAGAUGCUCCUACGCUGGAAUUCACACUUAACCAGUACACCGACAGCAAGUCCCUUGAGAGAGCUGUGGAUAAUGUCCGGCAGGUGGGUGGAGGGACAGAGAUUGGGCGGGCACUGACCUAUAUGGGCCCGCUCUUCAAGAAAGACAAAAGGGACCCGAAGGUGCCUGAGUUUCUUAUUGUCAUCACUGAUGGUGAAUCCACUGAUGAGGUCAUACAGCCAGCCAAGGAGCUGCGAGACCAGGGUAUCAUCAUCUAUGCCAUCGGGGUCAAGGGUGCCAAUGAGUCAGAGCUGCUGGAGAUCGCCGGCUCUCCUGAAAAAAAGUUCUUUGUCAACAACUUUGAUGCUCUCAAACCCAUAAAAGAUGAAAUUGUCACAGAUAUCUGCUCUGAAGAGGCUUGUAAAGACAUGGAAGGGGACAUACUGUUUUUAAUUGACAGUUCCGGGAGCAUUGAUCCUUCUGACUACUGGAAGAUGAAGAAUUUCAUGCAGAAUAUGGUGGAAAAAUCAGCCAUAGGUCUGGACAAAGUUCACGUGGGCGUCCUGCAGUUUAGCGUCAAUCAGCAACCGGAGUUCCCAUUGAACAGGUUCUAUGACAAAGCAAACAUGAGACAGGCCAUCAGUGAUAUGCAGCAGCUGGGUGGGGGGACCCUUACGGGAGCUGCGCUAUCCUUCGCCUCGCAGUACUUCGACCCGUCCAGGGGUGGACGUCCAAACGUAAAGCAGUUCCUGAUCGUGAUCACUGAUGGAGAGGCCCAGGAUUUGGUGGCCAAGCCAGCAGAGGCGCUGAGACAGAAAGGGGUGAUCAUCUAUUCCAUUGGAGUGGUCAACGCUAAUAACUCCCAGCUGCUGGAGAUCAGUGGCCACCAGGAAAGGGUCUUCUCUGAGAGGAACUUUGAUGCCCUGCAGUUCAUUGAAAAAGAAAUCCUAUUCAAAAUCUGCCACCCUGUGACAGAAUGCAAGAGAACAGAGGUGGCUGACAUGAUCUUCUUGGUGGAUGGCUCCAGUAGCAUUGAUCAGAGCCAGUUCCAGAGCAUGCGCAAGUUCAUGACCUCCAUGGUGAACAACACAAAUGUGGGCCAGAACCUUGUCAGGUUUGGGGCUAUCCUCUACUCUGACUCAGCCCAAACCAGCUUCACACUGAACAGAUACCACACCAAGAGGGAUGUGCAGAAGGCUGUUGCUGACCUGCAGGCACCAGGUGGAAACACCUACACAGCCUUGGCCCUACAAUACUCUGUGGCCUACUUUGAGGCGCCUCAUGGUGGUCGUGCAGCCGAGGGUGUCCCUCAGAUUUUAAUGGUAAUCACGGACGGGGACGCCACUGAUGCAGUGGCUCUUCCAGUGUCAGCUAGGGCGGUGAAGGAGAAGAACAUCACAAUUUAUGGUAUCGGAGUGGCAGGUGCCAACAGGCAGCAGCUGGAGGUCAUGACUGGGGAUCCGAAGAAGGUCUUUUAUGUGGACAGUUUUCAGGCCUUGGAGGUACUUUACAAAAACCUCUCAAAUGUGCUGUGCCAGGACACUAAACCAGUGUGUGACAAACAGAAGGCGGAUUUGGUCAUUCUUAUGGAUGGCUCCACUAGCAUUGGGAACACUGAAUUUGAGACCAUGAAGAAGUUCAUGUCAGAGCUGGCAGCCAGUUUCCGAAUUAGCCAGGAGUAUGUGAGGAUUGGGAUGGCCCAGUUCAGCAGUAACCCACAAAGAGAGUUCUUCUUGAAUCAGUACGACAGCAUAAGUAGUGUCAAGGACAACAUCAUGGCUGUGAAGCAGAUCGGAGGGGGCACAUACAUUGGCAAAGCACUUGAAUUUGUGCAGCGGUUCUUCCAGCCCUCCACCGGUAGUCGGAUCAAUCAGGGGGUGUCCCAGAAUCUUUUGGUGCUCACGGAUGGGGACUCCCAGGACGAUGUGGAGGAUGCAGCUGACUUGUUGAGGGCUAUGAACAUCAAUGUGUUCGUCAUUGGAGUGGGGCGGAUCCAUGCCUUCGAGCUGCUGCAGAUUGCCGGGUCUCAGGACAGGUUCUUCACAGUUCAGAACUUUGCUGGCCUGGAGAAUAUCAAGAAGAAAGUGGUGGAAACAGUAUGCAGAGAGCAGGCGGACACAGAAAGCUGCUCUAUUGACAUCGCCGUCGGGUUCGACAUCUCCCGCAGGAUCCGGUCGGAUUCACUUUUCAACGGUCAGCAGAAGCUCCAGGUGUACCUGCCAGAGAUCGUCCGCUACAUGUCCUCCCUAGACGACCUCUGUUGUGCCGCUGGCAGCAGCAUCAAGACCAACAUCGGCUUCCUGGUAGCAGGCCAGGAUGGGAGGGUCAUCGAUGACUUUGGCUUUGAGCUGUACAAUAAGGAUGUGGUCAGGAAGGUGAUGGCUGUGCGGACCCCUGAGCCCACCUUCUUUAAUGUGAAGCUGCUCCAGGCCUUUGCCAAGAAGUUCCAAACACAGUCCCGUGCUGGCGUGAAGAUCAUAAUCAUAUUCUCUGACGGGAUUGAUGACAUGGUGGAGAACCUUGAGGCAGAAUCCGACCGCCUCAGGGCACAAGGAAUCCAUGCAUUGCUGGUUGUGGGUCUGGAAGGAGUCCAAUAUGCCAAAGAACUUCAGAUGAUUGAAUUUGGGAGAGGUUUUGGCUACAAACAGCCCCUGUCCAUCGGCAUGCAGAAUGUAGCCAGUGUCAUGUUAAAGCAAAUCGAUACUGUGACAGAGAGGGAAUGCUGCAACGUAAUGUGUAAGUGUUCGGGUCAGGAGGGAGUUCGAGGCCCCAGGGGUCCCCCGGGGACCAAGGGCUUGCCAGGACCAAAGGGGCACCCUGGAUUCCCUGGAGAAGAAGGAGGGAUUGGGGAGAGAGGUCCACCAGGACUCAACGGGACACAAGGGUUACAGGGCUGUCCUGGCAAUAGAGGAAUCAAGGGAUCGAGAGGCUAUCGGGGCAAUAAUGGAGAAGAUGGAGAGCACGGGCUAGAUGGUGUGCAUGGAGAACAGGGUGUGACUGGAUUGGCAGGCCCUCCGGGAGAUAGAGGAAAUCCAGGCAGCCCAGGCCACAGUGGCAUCAGAGGGGAGCCUGGGGUCAGAGGUCAGCCUGGUCUGAGGGGCGACCCCGGGGAGCCUGGAGUGGAUAACACAGUCCGUGGUCCACGGGGGGAGAGUGGAAACCCAGGGAUACAGGGAAAUGCGGGACCAGAAGGAGCUCCUGGAGAGAGCGGUGUUGGGGGAAACAGAGGUCCUCAAGGCAGAAGAGGUCCACCUGGUGUCAAGGGAGAGAAGGGGGAGCCAGGAGCGUCGGGGCUGUUGGGGAACCCUGGGCCCGCUGGGCCACAGGGAGAAAGAGGACCCAGGGGUCUUCCUGGACCAAUUGGCUCUCUUGGUCUUCCUGGACCACAGGGGCGACCGGGUGAUGCAGGUGGCAAAGGUUCCCCUGGGAGUCGAGGGUCCAAAGGCCAGAAGGGUCAGCCAGGAGACAGUGGAGAGAAAGGAGCGGUUGGACCGCUGGGUUCCAGGGGAAUGCCGGGCCUUGAUGGUAGAGAUGGUUAUGGAAUGCCUGGACCAAAAGGUUUGAAGGGAGAGCCAGGUUUCCCAGGUUACCCUGGACUACAGGGGGAGGAUGGAUUUGCAGGAGAAAAAGGAAGUCCAGGACAAAAAGGAAACCGUGGUAGAGGGGGGAACUCUGGUAGGGCAGGUGCACCAGGUGACCCCGGAUCCCCAGGACCUCCAGGACACCUGGGGCCCAGGGGACCAGCUGGACUCAGAUCAAUGUCUGCCUGUCAACUAGUCAAUUAUGUCAGAGACAACUGUGCUUGCUCCCUUGGUCGGACCGAAUGCCCAGCUUACCCAACAGAGCUGGUGAUUGCCCUGGACAUGUCAGAGGACGUGACCCCGCAGAUCUUUGAAAGAAUGCGCACGGUUGUCCUGACCCUGCUGGAGGAUAUUUCCAUUGCAGAGAGCAAUUGUCCCACAGGGGCCCGGGUGGCUGUUGUCUCCUACAGCUCCAACACCAAGUACCUGAUCCGCUUUUCUGACUACCACCGCAAGAAGCACUUGAUUGAGGCGGUCAAAAACAUCCCUCUGGAGAGAACUUCAAACCGGAGGAACAUCGGGGCGGCCAUGCGGUUUGUAGGCCGAAACGUGUUCAAGCGAGUGCGCCAAGGCGUGCUGAUGAGGAAGGUGGCGGUCUUCAUCACCAACGGGCCAUCGCAGGAGGUGACCCCCAUCACCACAGCUGUGCUGGAGUUCAAGGCCAUGGACAUCACUCCAGCUGUCAUUGCCUUCAGGAAUGCUCCCAACGUUCGCCGUGCUUUUGAGAUUGAUGAAACUGGGACCUUUUCACUCACUGUCAUGGGAAGAACGCAGGAUAUCAGAGCUGAGCUGAGGCAGAUCCAGCAGUGCGUCGUCUGCUAUGACCCCUGCAGUCCCGCAGAGGCUUGCCGAGGUAUCAACCUAGUGCCAGUGCCUCAGGACGUGGAUGUGGACCUGGCGAUGGUGGUGGAUGGUUCACGCAACGUGCAGUCAGAUCAGUACGAGGGCAUGAAGCAGCUCCUCGGCUCUUUCCUGGACCAGAUCGCCAUCAGCAGUCAGCCUGGUCAGUCUAACAGGCAGGCCAGGUUGGCACUGGUGCAACACAGCGUGUCCAGCUACCCGCCCAGGGACGGCCAGAUACCAGUGAAGGUGGAGUUUGACCUCCUGCGCUACCAGAACCGCAAUGUGAUGAAAAGGCACAUCCUCCAGGACAUGCAACAAAUCGGGGGUGCCUCGGCGCUAGGCCACGCCGUGGAGUGGACCAUCCGCAACAUCAUGCUCAAGACUGCCAAGCCUCGCAAGGCCAAGAUGGUCCUGGCUAUCAUUGGAGGGGAGACCAGCCAGUGGGACAGAGCCAAGCUGCAGGCCAUUGCACAGCAGGCGAAGUGUCAGGGAAUCGUGCUCUUCACCCUCACUGUGGGCGACGAAUUCAACAGCGCGCAGGUGGAGGAGCUGGCCAGCUUCCCCCUCGAGCAGCACAUUGUCCACUUAGGUUAUGUAAAGCAGGGUGAGCAGGAGUAUGCCCAGCGGUUCCUGAGAAGCUUCCUGUACAUGUUGAACAGAGGAAUGAAUACAUAUCCUUCACCCACCCUUCGAAGGCAAUGUGAAAGUGUAACGCUUCUGACUGGCCAGGGAGAGGCGCUAGAAGGCCAGCGCAUUGACAGAGUCCCAGCACCCAGUGUUCCUGUACCAGAAGAAGAAGUGGUGGUGGAGGAGGAGGAGGAGGAGGAGGAGGAGGAGGAGGAGCAGGUGGAAGAGGAGGAGGAUCUGACAGAGGAGCCACCUGUUGACAUCACGCCAACCAUUGUGGAGGAAACAGGAGAAGGGGGCCAGCAGAGCACAGGACGCGGGGAUGAGAACGGGUUCUCCACACGCAUUGCCCAGUGCCACUUGGACAUGGACCGCGGUACCUACUGUGGGGAAUAUGUGCAAAGAUGGUACUUUAAUAAUGCGAUCGGUGCAUGCUCGCCCUUCUGGUACGGCGGUUGCGACGGUAACAGCAACAGGUUUAAUACGGAAAACGAAUGCUUCCAGACGUGUGGCUAUUACAUGCCUACAGUUCUCCAGGGGACAGAAGACAUUGCUAAAGCUGUGUGCAACCUGAGGCAGGAGGAGGGGAACUGUCAGAACUACACCCUCAAAUGGUACUUUGACACAGAGCAGAGCGAGUGCUCCCGCUUCUGGUACGGCGGCUGCGGAGGGAAUGGCAAUAGGUUCGAGACCCAAGAGGAGUGUGAGACGCUCUGCAUAAACGUGCGAUAGAAUGGCCCCCUGCAGGCGGAUUGAUUUUAUUCAAGGAACGGGCAUCCAAAAACUUUGCUGGAGGAGUGCCUCUGUGGAUGUCCUGUAUGGAUUAUAAUGGUUUGUUUUUUUCAGAAGCAGAAUAUUGUCAAGGAAGAUGGUUAUGGGAGUAAAGGUGGUAUUUUCUUCAUUUUCUCAGUUAUGUGUUUUCAAAGCCCAAGUCAGUUUCCAAAACUAGACACUUCCCAUGGUCAAAAAUCUGAUUUGUUCGAUAGUGUGGACUUUGUCUUAACAUUUUCAGCACCCUAACACAAUUAAGGGAAUGAAGAAGAGUGCAGUGAAAAAUCAUAUAAUGACCAUUUGAUUGCAAUCAGUGUUAUAAUCUGAGACAAAUUACUUUAAAAAUGUUUUCGUGAUGUUGCUUUCUACAAAGAUAUUACAAAUCUGAAGGAAAAAUAUAAUGUAAUUAAUAUUUUUAUAGAUAUAUUGACAUAUCAUGUUGAGAAAUAUUGUACUGUUUAUCACAAAAUGGAUAAAUCUUUGACUGGAAUGAGUAUAUUCCGCAAACAAGAGUCAUCAACUGCUGCUUUCAUGUUCAUGAUUGAUAAAGGAUCAGCUUGGCUCAGUUCCGCAAUUCAGUUGAAAACACUUAAAAAGAAAUAAAAUUCAAAAAAUAAAACAUAAGAUUAUUCUGUAAAUAGAAUAAAGGUUUGAUUAAAUAUCUGAAGACCAAGUAAAUCCUUACAUCACAUGUGACCAGUAUUAAGGGCUGUCACACUGGCCAAAUGUAUCAAAUGCUAAAAGCACAGUUUUGCCACAGUAGAAACUCUUAAGAAAUGUGAGGAAACAACUGACAAGUUUAUGCACAUUCAGGUUUUAAUUAUAUGAGGGAAUAAAACAUUGCAGUUUUGCAUUUUGGUGCUUCUGAUUCAGUCUUAAGUGCAUGUAUUUAACCUGAUGUAACCUGUUUUCACGUUUUGCUGGUGUGAAUAGCCUGUUACACUAUCUGCUGUCAGAGGUGUUGGCUGACAUCAGGGAUUUAUUGAAACAGGGCUGAACCAUCCAUCUGUUGCAUUUGUGUUUCUGACUGUUAGAAAUCUUCAUCUUCAUUUUUGGUGCUGUAAUCAAAAAUAAAUGUAUCAGAAUGUGGAUAUCAAAGCUCAGACAUUGUGCACAUUGAAUGAUGAAGAGAUUGGAUAGCUGUAAAUGUGUAACCUCACUUUAUAUUUUCCUGAAUCUGAGGCAAAUGUCAUUUAAUGUAUAUUUUUGCUUGGGGGUUUCCAUGGGUGGCAAUCCAACAAAAAGACAUAAAUCUUGAGUUCCAUGUGUACCUGUGAAUUCUGUUAAUGUGGUGUCUCUUAUCCACUGUUUUCUCUUCUUCUUCAUUCAGUCUCAAGAAAGUAAAUUGUGUCUUCUUCCAAAUGUUGUGUAACUGUAAGAUACGACACAGGUGAGACUAUCACACAGGAAUAUGAAUGUUUGGAAAGGCUGCUUUAAUCUCCUUACAAAAGUAGUGGAAAAACAUCUCUGGAUACUGUUGUUCCAUCUCAAAUGCAGUCAUUAAGGGCAGAAUAAACCUAAAAUUCA